UUAAAUUAUGAGUGAAGAGAUUACUGUCAACGUUGUAGAUGCGACUGGUAAAAUGUAUCAUGUCAAGACUAGUAAGAGUGACUCAGUAGCGAAGCUCAAGGAGGAGAUCUGUAAGGCUGGAGAUUGGGAGAUGAAGGAUCUUCUGUUUGGUUUCAAAGGCAAGGAACUGGGAGAAGCUAAGAAUCUAGAGACUCUGGAGAAGAUGAAGAUCCAGCAAGAUAGUACCCUCUUGGUUGGCUCUAAGUUAGAAGGAGGUAUUACUGAUGGUGGCUGAACUCCUCCACUUCCAUUUUGCACUAUCUUCUAAGCGCCUAUAUUAGUACCUGCACUAAGCCGCUGUAAUUCUGUGUUGUAAAACUUUUACAC
Messenger RNA from Moneuplotes crassus, 366 nucleotides. The record is from the annotation of a GenBank genome assembly. NCBI's taxonomy places the organism in Eukaryota, Ciliophora, Spirotrichea, Euplotida, Euplotidae.